This is a messenger RNA of Punctularia strigosozonata HHB-11173 SS5, 1395 nucleotides long. Its product is annotated as phosphoglycerate kinase. Gene Ontology annotation, cellular component: cytosol. The record is from RefSeq and is a predicted model, not a curated record. Bases 1 to 1251 code for a protein of 416 amino acids. Gene Ontology annotation, biological process: glycolytic process; gluconeogenesis. Lineage: Eukaryota; Fungi; Basidiomycota; Agaricomycetes; Corticiales; Punctulariaceae. The transcript is spliced from 8 exons. Gene Ontology annotation, molecular function: ATP binding; ADP binding; phosphoglycerate kinase activity.
AUGUCGCUUUCCAACAAGCUCUCCAUUACAGACCUUGACCUUAAGGGCAAGCGUGUCCUCAUCCGAGUGGACUUCAAUGUUCCGAUGCAAGACGGGAAGGUCACGAAUCCCGCGCGUAUCGUUGCCGCUUUGCCGACCAUCAAAUAUGCUCUUGAGAAUGGAGCGAAAACGGUGACUCUCAUGUCCCAUUUGGGACGUCCGGAUGGCAAGGUUGUUCCGAAAUACUCCCUCGAGCCAGUCGCAUCCGAGCUAGAGAAGCACCUCGGAAAGCCUGUCACUUUCUUGAAGGACUGUGUGGGCCCUGAGGUCGAGCAGGCGGUGAACUCCGCCUCGCCUGGUUCGGUCAUCCUGUUGGAGAACCUCCGCUUCCACAUCGAGGAGGAGGGCUCUGUGAAAGAUAAAGAAGGGAAGAAGACAAAGGCUGAUCCCGAGAAGGUCAAGGCUUUCCGGGAGGGACUCACGAAACUCGGCGAUGUCUACGUUAACGACGCUUUCGGGACCGCUCACCGUGCGCACUCUAGCAUGGUCGGUGUCCAGCUCCCGCAACGCGCUUCCGGCUUUCUGGUGAAGAAGGAGCUCGAGUACUUCGCCAAAGCACUCGAACACCCCGAGCGUCCGUUCUUGGCCAUCUUGGGUGGAGCCAAGGUCUCGGACAAGAUUCAGUUGAUUGAAAAUAUGUUGGAUAAGGUCGACUCGCUCAUCAUUUGCGGAGGGAUGGCGUUCACCUUCAAGAAGACUAUCGACGGGGUAUCAAUCGGCAACUCCUUGUUUGAUGAGCCUGGAUCGCAAAAGGUCCAGAGUCUGAUUGAGAAGGCGAAGUCCAAGGGCAUCAAACUGGUGUUCCCCGUUGAUUACAUUACCGCUGACAAAUUCGACAAGGAUGCCAAGACUGGAGUUGCCACCGACGCGGAAGGUAUCCCAGAAGGUUGGAUGGGUCUGGACGCCGGCCCGAAAAGUCGUGAGCUGUACGAGAAGACAGUUUUGGAAGCCAAGACCAUCCUCUGGAACGGACCGCCUGGUGUCUUCGAGUUCGACGCGUUCGCCGGUGGAUCGAAGGCGCUCCUGGACGCCACCAUCAAGGCCGCCCAGAAUGGCGCGACUGUCAUCGUGGGCGGUGGUGACACUGCAACAGUUGUUGCCAAGUAUGGCGCGGAAGACAAGCUCAGUCACGUUUCUACUGGCGGUGGUGCCAGUCUUGAGCUCCUCGAGGGGAAGAUCCUGCCCGGUGUUGCGGAGCUCAGCGAGAAAUGAUUGCUAUCUGUUGCCGGAGAUAAUUGCAUGACGUCCAGGAUUAGAGAAGUAUGCUAUGUGAAGUGUACAAGAAACAGGUGUACCAACUAUCGCGUUAAUUUAGACUUGCCGUACAAAGAGCGCCGUAUUAUGUAAUUCUAGUUU